This is a messenger RNA of Metarhizium brunneum ARSEF 3297, 1305 nucleotides long. RefSeq lists its product as uncharacterized. Gene Ontology annotation, molecular function: DNA-binding transcription factor activity. NCBI's taxonomy places the organism in Eukaryota, Fungi, Ascomycota, Sordariomycetes, Hypocreales, Clavicipitaceae. Gene Ontology annotation, biological process: regulation of DNA-templated transcription. The record is from RefSeq and is a predicted model, not a curated record.
AUGGCGUGGACCAGCGAGGCAGCCUUCUUUGCCAACUAUUACCCUAUUUCCGCCGCCAUGCAGGGUGUGGCCGGUAGUGAAGCGCCAGACUGCUACGGAACCAACGGAGUCCACAACCCUCUUGAUGGCCUCGCCACACAUGGUUGUGUGGGCGCCGACUCGGAUACGAAAUCUACUGAGCAACAGCAACCGGACCCGGACGUACAGGGGCCCUUGCUCCGCAAGAAACGUGGGAGACCAAGGCGAACCAAAGAGAACCCGAACAAAGGAGAACAGCAAAAGCUCUUGGGAAAACGCCGGGAACAACUACGUAUAGCCCAGCGGAAGUUUCGAGAGAAAAGAUACAUGGAAAUUUCCGGACUUCUCGCACGUAAUAACCAGCUAGAAGCGACAGUGGAGAGCCUGACUACUUCGAUAACUUCUUUGGGCGAAGCUCUCGCCCAAUCAGACGUGCUAGUAAGCGAUGAAGACUUACAUGGACGGUUGUCGGAGACGAUUGGCAAGUGUAUUUCCCUUGUGAGCAAUAAUGGAGAGGCCACAAACACACGGCGUGUGGCUGCAGUGAACCCUCAGUUGGAACUAUCUCUGCCUCUAGACUUCUUCAUCAGGCCCUGCCCUGUCUUCAGCGUUUUACCACUCUUGGAGAACGACUUGGCAGAAAAACUCAAAAAUCCAGUACCAGUUUCGGGUAUUAACUACCAGGAACUCAUAGACAUAUUGGAUGCCGCUCUGGUCUUCUCUGCUUAUAUGAAAGUAGCGAACCCGAGCAUCUCACUACAAAGAGUACAGCAUUACUUCCACCUCGCCCUUACCAUUAUGGACCGCAACCGACUCAAAUCAUACUAUGCCACUUUAUUCCACAGUAAACUAACCAGGCAACCUACUCUGUUUAUAAACGACAAUAUUCCCUUCUUGCAAGUAGGAGGUGCUGGAACCCAUUACGGUGAUACUAGGCCUCAACCUUUAUCUCACACUUCUUCACACUCGCCAACUAUUUUCAAAAGAGCAGAGCCUUCCGUGAUAACUGCGGCCCCUCUGCAAAAGGUCCCACCUGCCUGGGCAGCACGACUGGAUGGUACAUGGUUUGAUAUUACAGACUUGGAAAUGUUUCUCAAGGCAAAACAAGUCAGCCUCCAUAGAUGUCAACGUGCACAUACCCAGUCUAAAUCAGCUUGCCCAAAGGGUUCCGUCAGUUUACAACAAUUCAUUCAAGUGCUUCUUCUGCGCACUGUUUCUCUUGGGCAAUCCCCUGGAUUCAAACGACAAGACGUCGAAGACGCGUUACAGUCAUGUGUCUGUGUGUAG